AUCUGCUGUUGCCGUCUUCCUCAUCGUUUUUUUUCUCCAGUGGAUGUCUCAGCAACAAACAGCAGCCAAGCCUUCGCUCCAGGGCGUACGCAUCAAAGCUAGAAAGGGCGCCGUAAAGGCGCAUGCAAAGCACGAACCCACAAUCUUCAGAGACCAGCUCUAUAAACAUCUCGAAGCAGUCCCCCCUGGCGACUUUGAAGUUGUCACCAGCAAACUAGUCCAAGCAGGCUCCACUCUUGAAUUCCUCAAAUAUGCAGACGCACUUUUCGACAUCCUCAUCGUGGGCGGCCUCCUCCAGCCAGGUGGCCAGUACCUCGACGAGGAAGGCCCCAGUUCCCCAUUCUCCGUCUUCCAGGCAAAGGAACCGCCCGAGUUAGAUGACAUCAGGAAGUAUGUUGAGGUCUUCAAUAAGCUCAUCAGGAGGUACAAAUACCUUCAAAAGCCAUUGGAGACUUCGGUACUCCCUACCCUCUUGCAAUACGUGAACAAAUGGGAUCAGAUUCAAACGACAAAGUUCGCCAUGUGCACGGGCCUCCUCAUCGCCCAGAACCUAGCCAAUGCAUCCUGCCUCUUGAGCUUGACAAGGGAGCACCUCGUCAAGAAUGACCACGCCAUCUUCGUCCUUGCGCAGAUCUUCCGCGCCUACCUCGCCGAGGCGUCCAUGGAGCACCUGUCCACCGCCCUCAAGAAAGCCAACAUCAAAGAUCUGUCUCUCUUCUUCCCGCCCAACAAGCGGGACAACAAGAGUCUCGAAGAAUUCUUCCGCAAGGAACAGAUCCCGCAAGUCGCGGAGUGGUGGACCAAGAGGCAGAACGCGCUCAUCAAGGAGGAGAUCACUAAGAUCGUGCAUGAUAUGCUUGAUCACGAGGAUACGCCGGACAACAUCGUCAACGCGGUGAAGACCACGGUCGAGGAGAGGCCUCUCGCCGAGUCUGAAGUCAUCGCCUGCCUCUGGCAAGGACUCAUGUCUGCCGUCGACUGGAGCGCCCGCGCAGACCAGAUCGAAGGCUUGGCCCUCCGUGAAGUUACCAAAUAUGCUCCGAUUCUCGAGCCGUUCUGCAACGGUCCCAAGACGGAGGUGUCGCUGAUCAACAGCGUGCAAGUGUAUUGUUACGAAGAUACGCGCAUCAUGAAGGCGUUCCCGCAGAUUCUCAAGGUGUUGUAUAACAAAGACUGUAUUUCAGACCAAGCCAUCAUUUACUGGCACCAGAAGGGCUCGAAGCCGCAGGGCAGGCAGCAUUUCCUCAAGAGCACCGAGACGCUCGUCAAGUUCCUCCAAGAGCAGGAAGAGGAGAGCGACGAGGAGGAAGCGUAGAAUUGUCGAGAUUUGAAUGUAACGGUUAUGAUGUCUUGUUUUGUGGGAUAGUUAUUUUCUUCGUCUCUCAUUUUAUUUUUCCGUCUGGUUCUGGUCUGUCAAUCAGCGCUCAAACAAUGAAUAC
Molecule: messenger RNA, 1439 nt
Organism: Stereum hirsutum FP-91666 SS1
Lineage: Eukaryota; Fungi; Basidiomycota; Agaricomycetes; Russulales; Stereaceae
Product: ARM repeat-containing protein
Exons: 8
Coding region: 44-1315 (423 amino acids)
Cellular component (GO): membrane; cytoplasm
Molecular function (GO): protein binding
Source: RefSeq, a predicted model, not a curated record